AUGCUUUGUUUAUACCCACAGCCGCCCUCCCUCCCUGGUCCCUCGCCUGUCCUCCCUGAUCGAGUUCAUUCAAGAAAUAUAAGGAGGUGGCAGAGAGCUGGAGAGGACUGGGUGCAGCUUCCCAGGAGUACACUUUAUAGAUGACCUGGAGACAGCAAGCACACAGGAGCCAAAGGCUAGCGCUCAUGAAAUCAUUGACAAGAUGUCCAGCGUGAGAUUUGAUCCCAAGGCAGAGGACACUGAUGUUAAUGGGUUUGCUAAAUCUGAAGUAAAAGUUCAAAUAGAUGAUGGGAAGAACGAUGCAGAGGAGCCAGCAACAUGGACCAACAAACUAAAGAAAGUGAUCGCUCCAUUUGUGAUGUCAUUUGGAUUCAGUUUGUUUGGAGUUCUGCUUAUCUUGGUGGAUUUUGUGUUUGUCAUUGUGGAUCUGUCGGUUAUGGAAAGAAGUGUUCAGACAGCAACUAUCAUAUCAGGAAUUUCCUUAGGCAUUUCCAUCUUCUUCCUCAUAGAUGUCCUGCUACACAUAUUUGUGGAAGGAUUUAAGAAGUACUUUAGUUCGAAGUUGAAUAUAUUUGAUGCUGCUAUAGUUGUCGUCACGCUGAUUGUUACCCUGAUUUACGCAUUCACAGAUUUCAGUGGAGCCACCAAUAUUCCAAGACUGGUGAACUUUUUCCGAGCUUUGAGAAUCAUCAUCUUAGUGCGAAUUUUUCGCCUGGCAUCCCAGAAGAAACAGCUGGAGAAAGUUACUCGCAGAAUGGUUUCUGAAAAUAAACGGCGUUAUCAGAAAGAUGGAUUUGACUUGGAUCUCACCUAUGUUACAGAUCGUAUUAUUGCCAUGUCAUUCCCAUCUUCUGGAAAGCAGUCAUUUUACAGGAAUCCUAUAGAGCAUGUUUCAAGAUUUUUGGACUCCAAGCAUAAAGAUCACUACAAGGUCUACAAUCUGUGCAGUGAAAAGGGAUAUGAUCCUAAAUACUUCCAUUACAAAGUGGAGCGAGUGUUCAUAGAUGAUCACAAUGUCCCAGCUCUGGAGGACAUGCUAAAGUUUACAGCCAAUGUGCGUUCCUGGAUGGCAGAAGAUCCCAAAAAUGUGAUUGCCAUUCACUGUAAAGGGGGUAAAGGCCGAACUGGAACAAUGGUUUGUACUUAUCUUGUUGACUGUGACCAGUUUGAGAGUGCAAAGGAAAGUUUGGAUUAUUUUGGUGAACGUAGGACAGAUACAUCUGUCAGCACAAAGUUUCAAGGCGUGGAAACACCCUCACAGAGUAGAUAUGUGGGUUACUAUGAAGUUCUGAAGAACAAGUACAAGUUGCAGCUCCCUCCAGAGAAAGAGUUCAGAAUCCGAAGUAUUCGAAUCCAUUCAAUCGAAGGAGUCGGAAAAAGCAAUGGAAGUGACAUGACGGUCCAGAUAAUAAUCAAAAAACAAGUGAUAUUCCAGUGUGUCUGUGAGACUCAAGAAAACUGUAAGCUGUUUUUCGAUGCUGGCAAUAAUUCUGCAGUCAUUAGCUUGGAUGGUUGUCCAGUUAUUUCCGGAGACGUGAAGAUCAGAUUUGAAUCUAGUGCUGGUCUACCUAAGGGCUAUGAUGACUGUCCAUUCUAUUUCUGGUUUAAUACUUCAUUUGUAGAAACUAACAGAUUAUAUCUAUCGAAAAAUGAACUGGAUAAUCCUCACAAAGAGAAGUCUGGAAAAAUCUACAGUGAAGACUUUGCAGUGGAACUAAAUUUUGAGUCAUGAUUCAAUGUCUGAUCUUCAGGCACAAUUCAAGUAUUUGGUCCUUACUUUGACAAGAACUGAACUGAGGAGGAUGAAAAGACCCUAAUGUGCCAUAUUUUAUACUGUAUUAAACUAUUCAUUUUAUACUGGUGUUUAUAUGUAUAUAUUAUCAUUGCUCUAAAAAAGUAGGCUUCUUGUCCUCCUUUCAGC
Molecule: messenger RNA, 1921 nt
Organism: Nanorana parkeri
Lineage: Eukaryota; Metazoa; Chordata; Amphibia; Anura; Dicroglossidae
Product: phosphatidylinositol 3,4,5-trisphosphate 3-phosphatase TPTE2-like
Exons: 19
Coding region: 203-1732 (509 amino acids)
Biological process (GO): transmembrane transport; monoatomic ion transport; dephosphorylation
Cellular component (GO): membrane; cytosol
Molecular function (GO): protein tyrosine/serine/threonine phosphatase activity; monoatomic ion channel activity; phosphatidylinositol-3,4,5-trisphosphate 3-phosphatase activity
Source: RefSeq, a predicted model, not a curated record